ACAGAUCAUAUGAUUAGUGAUUGCUGAAGAGGAGAAAAGAAGGCGUGUACGUCGAAGAGACGUAGAAUCGUGUUAUUAUUAAAACGCACUGAACGAGAUGGGAGCCGCAGCCACUCCUAUUAUUGUCUUUACUGCAAUCUGGGGUGUUGUUGGUAUUGUUUUACCAUUUGUAGUGCCUAAAGGACCCAACAGAGGGGUAUUACAAGUUGUAUUGAUGCUGACGGCUGCAACUUGUUGGCUCUUCUGGUUAUGUUGUUACAUGGCUCAGAUGAAUCCUUUGAUCGGCCCUAAAAUUUCAAACACAACUCUUGCACUUAUGGCCACUCAGUGGAGUGGAUACACACCAAAAUAAAUGGGUCACAAGCAUAACAUAAAAUAGGGAGGACAUCUCUCUACACAUGAGAAUAUGGUUUUGUGUUACCAUUCUAGUUCAGGAAAGAACUGUCACUUUAUUUGUUGGUGUUUGUAUGUUUGUGUAUAUGUAGCAGAAAAUGAUUAAGUUAUUGUCAAACAAUGUAAAAUCCAAGAUGGAAUAACAAUAUGUAAAGGAUUCUUAACUACUCACCACACAGGGGAGGCAUUUAUUCAUAGAGCAGCACAGUGAACAAGAAUGCUAGAUAUAUUCAGCAAUCAAAUCCUGUCGCACACUUAAGAAUUCACUAAUUUCACUUGUUCUCUCAGUUGCUCUGUCGUACUGAUUAUAACUGCUGGAAGAGUUUCCCCAAGUCAGUGUUUCAACAAUUGCAUCAAAAUAUGGCCCCAUGAGCUUCUUUUCAAGUUUUGUAGCUGCUGCUCAUUCAGAUUUGAUUAGCAUGCUUCUCCUUGUAACAGACUUCUUUUCAGUGCUAAUCUAUUUUGCCAUCAUUGAAUAACCAGUGGCUUGGAAACUUGAAGAAAGAGCUGAUGAGGCUGGAUUUUGAAACUUUUGAAACAAUUUCUGGGUGAGGUGAGGCUUCAUCAGUUAGUCUGUAUAACAGAGUAUCUGCAACAACAAAAGUAUUUUGCUAACUCUAGAGGUUCACAUGCUUUACCUACUGAAUAUAUCAAGCAUUCUCUUUCAUUGCGCUUGUCUGCUGCUCAGUCUGUGAGUAGCAAUUUAUUCUUUCCAUUAAGUUGUUAUUAUUGUCUAUAUUAUUGUCAGAACUGUUCAUCAUUUCUGAAAGCAUUGUAAAUACUGUUGUAUAAUAACAUUUAUUAUUUAAAAUAAACUAAUAUAAUCAUUUAAUAAAAACAUUCCAGAAAGGGUAAUAGGGUGUUUGUGUACAGUCAUGUAGUUGUAUCCAAGUAAUUGUUAUCAGUUCUCAGCUGUUACCAUGUUUUAGAGUAGCAUAGAUUUCUGGCAGUGAUACUUACUAUCUGUGGAAGCUACUAACGUAAAUUUUUCAUCAGUGUAAUAAAAUAUCUUGUUUCAUUAUUGUCAAUAAAUUGAUUACACAUGUCUUUUAAA
Schistocerca americana (American grasshopper) is the source of this 1447-nucleotide messenger RNA. Its product is annotated as V-type proton ATPase subunit e 2-like. Lineage: Eukaryota; Metazoa; Arthropoda; Insecta; Orthoptera; Acrididae. The record is from RefSeq and is a predicted model, not a curated record. Bases 98 to 352 code for a protein of 84 amino acids. Gene Ontology annotation, molecular function: proton-transporting ATPase activity, rotational mechanism. The transcript has 4 exons. Gene Ontology annotation, biological process: proton transmembrane transport. Gene Ontology annotation, cellular component: plasma membrane proton-transporting V-type ATPase complex; proton-transporting V-type ATPase, V0 domain.